AUGCCGUCACCGCCCGUCAAAGUGAUGCUCCCCGUCAACCCCGCCCUCCAAGCCGACGACUCCAUGCUGACGCGCAAGUUCGGCCCCGAGGUCGUCAACUACUACUCGGGCACCCGCCUCAACCGCUACUCCUUUCUCCGCGCCGACGCCGCCUUUCUGCGCCGCGCCGCCCUCGCCCCCGCCGCCCGCUACGUCGCCCUCAACAACCUGUCCGCCGUCGCCGUCGACAAGUCCCAGCUCGCCACUUUUUCCUUUGACGACGUGAAGCCGCUGAUUGGCGCCGAGCCCGCCAUCGCCCUCGAGGAGAAGACGGCCAUUGCUCGAUUUGACUCCGGCAAGGCCUCGCCGCUGGUCGUCUUUCUCGGGCUGGUGGAACAAGGCUCGAUUGGCGGCGAAGCGGCCGCGGCGGAUACCGCGGAGACGGUCGAGAUUGAAUCGGCAACGCACGGCACGGUAAAAGCCCAACCGUACUUUGCCGUCGAUGUCACGCCCAGAGAUUCGUACAAGGAGGCCGCCGAGGCCUUUCAAAAAACGUUUGAAGCUCGCGGGCUGUCCCUUGAGACGAAUCCACGCGCCAUGACUCUGCUCCCCGAGCACGCCUCCAUAUACGCUCAGGCCCGGUCCAUGAUUGACUGGAACACGCGCAACCGCUUCUGCGCCGGCUGCGGCGGCCGCAACCUCUCCAUCCAGGCCGGCUACAAGCGCGUGUGCCCGCCCGCCGACCUCGCCGCCGGCAGUCCGCCCCGCGACGACGACUGCCCCACGCGUCGCGGCGUCUCCAACCUGUGCUUCCCGCGCACCGACCCGACCAUGAUCGCUGCUGUGCUCUCCGCCGACGGCAAGCGCAUCCUGCUCGGCCGCCAGGCCGCCUGGCCCCCGCAAUGGUUCUCGACCCUCGCCGGCUUCCUCGAGCCCGGCGAGUCCAUGGAGGAGACGGUCCGCCGCGAGGUCUGGGAGGAGAGCGGCGUCCGCGUCGGCCGCGUCGUCAUCCACUCCACCCAGCCCUGGCCCUACCCCUCCAGCCUCAUGAUCGGCGCCAUCGCCCAGGCCCUCCCCGGCGGCGAGGAUAUCAUCCUGCACGACAAGGAGCUCGAGAGCGCAAGGUGGUUCAGCCUCGACGAGGUCAGGGUCGCGCUGGCGAGGGGUGGCAGCGCGCUCGGUGGGCCAACGCCCCGGGACUACAAGGACGGCGACUUGCGAGUGCCCCCGCCCCAGGCCAUUGCUCAUCAGCUCAUGAAGGCCGUUGUCGAGGGCAGGUUUACGGGCGCGUCCAAGAUUUGA
Beauveria bassiana ARSEF 2860 is the source of this 1281-nucleotide messenger RNA. RefSeq names its product NUDIX domain-containing protein. Gene Ontology annotation, molecular function: metal ion binding; NADH pyrophosphatase activity. The record is from RefSeq and is a predicted model, not a curated record. The coding region runs from base 1 to 1281 and encodes 426 amino acids. NCBI's taxonomy places the organism in Eukaryota, Fungi, Ascomycota, Sordariomycetes, Hypocreales, Cordycipitaceae. The transcript is spliced from 2 exons. Gene Ontology annotation, biological process: NAD+ catabolic process; NADP+ catabolic process. Gene Ontology annotation, cellular component: cytosol.